Messenger RNA from Suhomyces tanzawaensis NRRL Y-17324, 771 nucleotides. RefSeq lists its product as uncharacterized. The annotation marks the transcript as partial. The transcript has 2 exons. Lineage: Eukaryota; Fungi; Ascomycota; Pichiomycetes; Serinales; Debaryomycetaceae. The record is from RefSeq and is a predicted model, not a curated record.
ACAAACGAGCUUUUUCAAGUUACCCACAACUUGAGGCGAGCCCAGACCCCUCACAAGAAUCAAUUCGAUCUCUUCGGAAGUGAAGAAGACGGAUGGUUCAGUGGAAAAAGACUCAACAACAACAAAAUCGAGAGAAUGUUGGAAAUGGGGAUAUCUAAGAACAGCAUGGACCAAGAGUUCGAACUCGAUGACCAAUUGAGAACUCGUUUCUACAAGGGAAGAUUCACCAAAGAGGCCGAUGGCUUGGAUAUUCUGUUGAAUAGCUAUCUUGAACAAGGUACUUCUCAGUCAAACGAGAAUAAGGAGAACUUGACCCCGUUCCCCGACCCCUUGAAAACAGUCAAGAACAAGCAAAUGAACUCGAUCAAGAAAUCAAGCAAAAUCUUCUUCCGAUCCCCAAGGAGAAAUACCUCCAUACCGAUUCUCAAGCCCUUGAGUAAUAUCACCAAUAUAGAGAGAAAAGAAUUCGUUGUCAAAAGAGAUACCAAAGCACCCACACGAACCAGUAUACCCCAGCAUAGAACCAAGUUCACCUUGAGACCUUCAAUCAAGUACCACGACCCAAGACUUAAUAUUUUCAUUGUUGAUUCCCUGUCGGGACUGAUUAAUGAUGCGACCAAGUUUGGCACUGAAUUGAAUGCAUCCAACUGUGAGGAUUUCCCUUUGCCCGAAGAUGCCAACGAAAUUGUCCAGAUUCCUACCAAUGAUGAUAAGUCUAAGGCCCAAAAAAUGGCAAUCAUCAAGGUGUACCCUAGUAAGUUCUACCACCAG